Arachis duranensis is the source of this 703-nucleotide messenger RNA. Its product is annotated as basic form of pathogenesis-related protein 1-like. Bases 59 to 535 code for a protein of 158 amino acids. Lineage: Eukaryota; Viridiplantae; Streptophyta; Magnoliopsida; Fabales; Fabaceae. The record is from RefSeq and is a predicted model, not a curated record. Gene Ontology annotation, cellular component: extracellular region. The transcript has a single exon.
UUCUUCAGACACAUCCAACAGAGAAGAAAAGAAAUUGAGAGGAAAACAAGCAAACAAAAUGAAUGUGAAUGUUAUCUUAUUAGCCCUUAUUUUUUUCUUCUUCAUGUGGACAAUGUGUUUUGCCCAAAAUACCCCUGAAGACUUCCUUUCAGUUCACAAUGAGGCUCGUGAAGAGGUUGGUGUGGGUCCACUCUCAUGGAACCACACACUUGAAGCCUACGCUCAGCGCUACGCCAACGAGAGGAUCCCGGACUGCAACCUGGAACACUCGAUGGGGCCUUACGGCGAGAACAUCGCCGAAGGCUACGGCGACAUGAAGGGGUCCGACGCCGUGAAGUUUUGGCUGACGGAGAAGCCAAACUAUGACUACCACUCAAACUCAUGCGUUAACGAUGAGUGCCUGCAUUACACUCAGAUAGUGUGGCGUGAUUCGGUUCAUGUUGGGUGCGCAAGAGCUAAGUGUAACAACCAUUGGGAGUUCGUUAUCUGCAGCUAUGACCCACCCGGCAACAUUGAAGGCCAACGUCCCUAUUGAUUAAUCUGUUGCUCACUAUUCAUCUCAAAGUAAUAUCAAGUAUAUGUCACUAAAUCAAGCUGGAAACUCAAGUGCAGCGCGUCAAGUUGAUAAUUUAUUUAACGGUUCUUAACUAUCAACUUUACGUAAAAUUGAUUAUAUUUGAAUUUUCAUCCUAAAUCAAUUAUC